Molecule: messenger RNA, 3070 nt
Organism: Varanus komodoensis (Komodo dragon)
Lineage: Eukaryota; Metazoa; Chordata; Lepidosauria; Squamata; Varanidae
Gene: MARCHF5
Product: membrane associated ring-CH-type finger 5
Exons: 7
Coding region: 283-1149 (288 amino acids)
Molecular function (GO): zinc ion binding
Source: RefSeq, a predicted model, not a curated record
UUGCUCUCGCUCCUCCCUUACCGCUGGACGCUGCGGCCCUGUUGUUUCUUUUCCCCACCUUCUUUUUCUCUCUUAACGGGCUUGCGUAGCUUGUCUGGCUAAGAGUCCUGUAGGUUCGGUAGCAUUGUUUGUCCCCUGGUGCGGCAGCGAAGAAGAAAACGUCUAGAGCUUUUUGAAGUACCCUGUGUCGGCUUCCUUGUGGUAGGCUGUGGGCCUUCCUUUCCAGGCCGGCUCCUGGCGCCUGUUGUAGCUGAGCCCCCGGGCUCCCCGCACCCGGAGAGGAUGUCAGAACAGACGGGCUUGGUGAUGCCGCAGACCCUGGACAGGAGUUGCUGGGUAUGUUUUGCUACUGAUGAGGAUGACAGAACAGCAGAGUGGGUGAGACCAUGCAGGUGUAGAGGAUCUACAAAGUGGGUUCACCAAACUUGUCUUCAGCGCUGGGUGGAUGAAAAGCAGAGAGGGAACAGUACAGCUCGAGUUGCCUGUCCUCAGUGUAAUGCAGAAUACUUAAUAGUAUUUCCAAAGCUAGGUCCAGUUGUUUAUGUCUUGGAUCUUGCAGAUCGCCUUAUUUCAAAAGCCUGUCCAUUUGCUGCAGCUGGAAUAAUGGUGGGCUCUAUCUACUGGACAGCUGUCACUUAUGGGGCUGUAACAGUGAUGCAGGGAGAAGAAACACAAAACAAUGUUGUGGGUCAUAAAGAAGGCCUUGAUGUCAUGGAAAGAGCUGAUCCCUUGUUCCUUUUAAUUGGACUUCCUACCAUCCCAGUUAUGCUUAUUUUGGGAAAGAUGAUUCGCUGGGAAGACUACGUACUUCGAUUAUGGCGCAAAUAUUCUAACAAACUACAGAUAUUGAACAGUAUAUUUCCAGGUAUUGGAUGUCCUGUUCCUCGUAUUCCAGCUGAGGCCAACCCUCUAGCAGAUCAUGUCUCUGCUACACGUAUUCUGUGUGGAGCACUUGUCUUUCCCACUAUUGCUACAAUAGUUGGCAAGCUGAUGUUCAGCAGUGUUAACUCUAAUCUUCAAAGAACAAUUUUGGGUGGAAUUGCUUUUGUUGCUAUUAAAGGAGCUUUCAAAGUCUACUUCAAACAGCAGCAAUAUUUGCGACAAGCUCAUCGGAAAAUUUUAAAUUAUCCUGAGCAGGAAGGUGCAUAAAUGACUGUGGCUGCCACACUCAUACAAACUCAUCGACUAUAUUCAGAAGCAUUGUAACAAUUCUGUUUGGCUAUGGGAGCAGAUAUUGGAAGAGAUGCUGCUGACCGCUUUGUGUGUGCGUGCACAUGCAUGCACCAGACUAAUAAAGGACUUUAUUAUGGCAGGGUGAAUCGUCCUUAGUUGUUGAGCCUAAGAAUGUUAUUUGUUUUCAAUGAUGCAUUUUCUUUGCAGCAGGAGAGAUGUGAAUCAUUUUCCUAUAGGCAAAUGUUGUCUUUCUUUUUUUAAACAGAAGCCAAACAGUUGUGAAGUUAAUAAAUUGUCUGCUGAUAGAGUUGAAUUAUCUUUUGUAUGCUUAUUGCAGUAAAUGCACAGUAGUUUGCUACACAAGCCAAGAUAACUGGUUUAAAAAAAUAUUCAGUUGUUUAUUGCCAAGUAGAACUUGGCAAUGGCAGUUAAUAAGGGUUUCCAUAUUCACCGAUGAAGCUAAACAAUAAACAUGAAAAUUAGAGUCUAAAUUCUGUUCAAGGACUGCAAAUGUCAACUCAGUUCUUCAUUUUGAUAAACACUUGGAAUACCAGCAUUUUUUUCAUAUGUUUCACCAAUUAUUUUCUUUCAGGGUUUUUUUUUUUUUUUUUUUUUUGGUUGUAAUCAAGUUGUACUAUAUAUAACUGCUUGCCACCUGUGAAAUCUACAAGCUGUAAUAUUAGAGCUGUUACUUCAUGCCAGUGUGCUGUAGAGCCACAAGCAAAUUUUGAAAUGAGUUCAGAAUAAGGAUUCAGAAAUCGGUGCUCUUUGCAUGCAGCUGUGCAUAGAAGACAAUAUGUCCAGAUACAUACAUUGAAAUUUGAUUUCACAAAUAAAGUGACGUUCCAGAAGUAGUUUCCCAAUGUUAAGUUUAUGACUUGUCUGGCACCCUAGCUAUAUCAUUUUUCACUUGUUUACUGAGUGUUGGUUUUAGUGGGCCCUCUAAGCAAAUAUGCAGGAUUGGUGUAUACGUUCUAGGUCUAAACAUAUACAUGCAGAAGCCCCAUUCCAGUCAGUGAGGUGGACUUUCUGGUAUAUGACAGGGUUGAGAUUUAUAAGGGAUGUACUCUUCCUUGACAACUGAAACUAGUAAAUCAAUGUUAACUGUUAACUACAGUCUGAUUCCUGUAAAACCUAUAUAAUAAAGGUCAGACUAGGUUUACAGGUGGUUUUAUUUUGGCAGAAUUAACAGAGCCAUUCACUAUCUCUUAAAGCCUCAAAUUAUGUUCAGAUUCAUAGUGGAUAUAAGGCAUAGAGGAAAGUGGUUCUUCACCAGAAAUUAAACAAAUACAAAAUGAGGUUCAUGUUUGCAAUAAUGUAUACUUAAAGUAAUACAAUUUUGUGUAGCAAGCUUUAUGUUAAAUACUGAAAUAAACUAUUGUAGAAUUGUAUAAAAGUGUACAUAAUGACUAAGUAUUCAAAUGUUGAUUUAUGUGGAAAACUAAAAAAUACAAGCACUCAUUUCUUGUAAGUAUUGAAAAAAAUUACAAUAAGCUUAACUCAUUUGGACUCUUGAGAUAUAUAUUUAUAUUUAAAGCAGAAUACUGCAAAAUGCUAGCUUUCUAGCAAACUGUUUUCAGUGCUAUUAAACAACUCUUGCAAAAACAUUUGUCAUUGCAAGGAGGAGCCUUCUACGUGGUCUUUACGGUAUAUACACCAGCCCUUUGUUACCUGCUGGUUUUUAAACUUUCUCUCACAUACGGAGUAGUGGCUUGGUUUGGAAUUUGUUCUGUGGUAAAAUUGCUGGAUCUGUUGUAUAUCUUACGACUGCAGAUGUACUAUUUUAAAUUCAUUAGCAAAAAAGCAUUAACUUGGUUACUGUGCUGUUAAUGUUUUUAGUUGUGCAGUUUAUGAUCACAUACUGAACUAGCCUGAAUAAAUUUUUUACAUUCGUCAA